GUAACCAGACAGCUACAGUAAUUGCAUUAUGUUCAAUGAGAGAUUUUAACUUGGCUCAAGAAACUUGUCAACUGGCCAUCAGAGAUGUUGGAGGUCUUGAAGUACUAAUUAAUUUACUUGAUACGGAAGAAAUUAAAUGUAAGAUUGGUUCUUUAAAAAUCCUGAAGGAAAUUAGUCAGAAUUCACAAAUCAGACGUACAAUUGCUGAUUUUGGGGGCUUACAAAUUAUGGUGAAAAUACUAGAUUCCCCAGAUAAGGAUCUGAAAUGUCUGGCAGCUGAAACAAUUGCUAAUGUUGCCAGGUUUAAAAGAGCACGAAGGACAGUAAGACAGCAUGGCGGAAUCAAGAGACUAGUUGGGCUACUGGACUGUGUUCCAUUGGGAUCAGCCAAUCUGACUCCACAUCAGGAAAAAGAUAUUGAAGUAGCACGCUGUGGGGCUUUGGCGCUCUGGAGCUGUAGCAAAAGCACCAAAAAUAAAGAAGCAAUUCGUAGGGCUGGAGGCAUUCCAUUGCUGGCUCGGUUGCUAAAGUCCCCACAUGCAAACAUGUUAACGCCUGUGGUGGGGACAUUACAAGAGUGUGCAUCUGAGCCAAGUUACAGACUUGCAAUCAAGACAGAGAGGAUGAUUGAAAACCUUGUGAAAAAUCUGAGUGGUGAAAAUGAGGAGCUUCAGAUGCAUUGUGCCAGUGCUAUCUUUAAGUGUGCAGAAGAUGAGGAGACACGUGACCUAGUUAGGCAUCAUGGAGGCCUACAACCACUUGCUACUCUGCUCAGUAACUCUGAAAAUAAAGAACUAUUAGCAGCAGUGACAGGAGCAAUCUGGAAGUGUGCAAUCAGCAGAGAAAAUGUGACCAAAUUUCGGGAAUACAAAGCCAUUGAAACUUUGGUAGUACUACUAACUGAUCAACCUGAAGAAGUCCUUGUGAAUGUGGUUGGAGCAUUAGGGGAAUGUUGUCAGGAGCCGGCAAAUAGAGCUAUUAUCCGAAAAUGUGGUGGCAUCCCACCCCUAGUCAAUUUACUUACUGGAACCAAUAAGGCACUUCUUGUGAAUGUCACGAAAGCUGUGGGAGCUUGUGCAACAGAACCUGAAAAUAUGAUGAUAAUUGACCGCUUAGAUGGAGUUCGAUUGUUGUGGUCCUUAUUGAAAAAUCCUUAUCCAGAUGUUCAAGCAAGUGCAGCAUGGGCUAUCUGUCCCUGCAUUGAAAAUGCUAAGGAUGCUGGAGAAAUGGUUCGCUCCUUUGUUGGUGGCUUGGAACUGAUUGUCAGUUUGCUAAAAUCCGAGAAUAAAGAAGUUUUAGCAAGUGUAUGUGCUGCUAUUACCAACAUAGCCAAAGAUGAAGAGAAUUUAGCUGUUAUAACAGAUCAUGGCGUCGUUCCUCUGUUGUCCAAACUAGCAAACACAAACAAUGACAAAUUAAGGCAUCAUUUAGCAGAGGCCAUUUCUCGCUGUUGUAUGUGGGGAAGUAACAGAAUUGCCUUUGGAGAAACCAAAGCUGUGGCCCCUUUAGUACGUUACUUGAAAUCAAAUGACACAUCAGUUCAUCGAGCUACUGCUCAGGCCUUGUACCAACUUUCAGAGGAUCCCAAUAACUGCAUCACCAUGCAUGAAAAUGGAGUAGUGAAGCUUCUACUGGGUAUGGUGGGCUCUACAGAUGAAACCCUACAAGAAGCAGCAGCUGGUUGCAUAGCAAACAUCCGCAGAUUGGCUCUAGCUACAGAGAAGGCAAAAUAUGGUUGAUGCCUCAACCAGUUUUACUGGCUCCCAUGUUUUACACACUGCAAGACAUUUGAAUAUGUAACUACAUGGACUACCUAAGUUUGAGAAACAUUUAUUUGAGGAUAUUUUUAAAGCCUACUAUCUAAUUAAAAUACAUGUGUUUAAAAACGGAAAUGUACUUCAUAGUGUACUCAUUCUGUAUGAUUUUUAAAAGGUUUUCAGUUAUUUUAUCAUCUAAAAAGUACUUAAAACACAUGAAAAUAAUUGUAUGAGUUCCAGGUUAACAUCAUUAACUCUCAAAUUUAAGAUAUGGUUUUCCAUUUGAUGAAAUUGUAAUAAAUACAUUUUUCUUCA
This is a messenger RNA of Chelonoidis abingdonii (Abingdon island giant tortoise), 2072 nucleotides long. The record is from RefSeq and is a predicted model, not a curated record. Lineage: Eukaryota; Metazoa; Chordata; Testudines; Testudinidae.